AUGACCGCUGCCGCUGCCGCUGCUGUCAACAAGGCCGCCGGGCAGAGGGGAGUAGGCGUCGCCACCGCCGCCGCCGACGGUGCCGACGGGGGGGCCGCGGAGGGCAGCAAGAGCAGCGGCAGUGGGUCGGUGCGAUUGAGGACGUUCGAGGAGAAGCUCAACCAGGGGGAGAAGAAAUGGUGGCCGUGGCUGUACGAGGUGCUGGUGGUGCAGUGGACGGAGGUGCUGGCCACGGCGAGAGGGGGCAUGGAGGAGCCCGGUCGGAGGACGGGGGCCAACUCGGGGUAUCCGUACACGCAGGACACCCUGCCACAGCACACUACCGUGCUGUCGCAGGUGUACACGCCGGUCCUGUUGGCCAUGAUCUUGAAGAGUAUCAGCCUCAGGGUCAUUUACGAGAAGCUUCGCACUCCCGUCAGGCUUGACGACUCCUUCUUGGAGGAGCUGGAGACUCUCGUCGUGCUCGUGACACGCCACAUCAGUGAGGCGAAGACGCUCGGACACGCCGACAUCAUCAACUCCUCCCUGGCCGGGUUCAUCCGAGACCUCUUCGCGGUGGUGCACCCGGCGCACGCAGCGAGACUGUGCGGGUCCUACAUCCGCGUCAUGAGGUCGAGUCAAGACGCCCUGUACGAGGUGCGUUCUUUGUUGUGCAUGGGGGCGACGCAGAGUGCCGUGACGCAGUUUACUCUCGGCUUCCUGCGGCGGCUAGCGAUGUACGACCAUGUCGUAGCGCUCAACUCCCCCCGCCUCAUCCCCUCCGGGGUGAACCGCAAGACAGAGCGCGACCUAGCCCUCUGGUCUUCGAGCACCUCUGGCACCCCUGCGCGGCCGUACAGCAUGCCCAGCGGGGGCUACGGCGUCGGUCUCGGCCUGUCGGGUUCGGCGCUGCGUCCUCGGUUGGGGUCCCUCGAGUUCGACGCCGCGGCGACGGCGACGGACAGCCUGGAGCCGCACUGGCUGUUGGAGCUGUGCAUCCAGGCAUGCAUAUCUGCGACGGACCAUGAGAUUCCCACGGUGCGAAUGUCGGGUUUGGCCCUCUUGAGAGAGCUCCAGGUAUUCCACACGUACGACUACAGGUACCAGGACGGCUAUAGCCGGCAGCGUGUGGCGGCGAUGUACCUGCCCCUUAUCCACCACAUCGCGGCCAAGGUGUCGAAGCUGGACGCGAUGGAUCCCAGAGAACCGGAGAGACGCGAGAUGCUGGCGACGCUGCUGUACGUGCUGCAAGACGCGCCAGAGGCCCUUCUCCGGGAGAUGUGGAAGGACGUUGGCGUUCGGUUCUUCCGCAUGUUCGGGCGGAAGGCGAACGCUGGCGGCAGCGGCAGCUCCAACGGGACCGGCACGCCGUCUCCCGCGGCCCGCCGGGCGUCCUUGAGCUUCUCGUCCGGCACGGGCACAGCAGGCACCUUCUCGUCGGAGUCGCUGGCUUCCGCGUCCGCCUACAGCAACACGCACACGCCGGCGAACCGCACGGUGAGAAUCUCAUGA
Messenger RNA from Ectocarpus sp. CCAP 1310/34, 1491 nucleotides. The record is from the annotation of a GenBank genome assembly. Lineage: Eukaryota; Phaeophyceae; Ectocarpales; Ectocarpaceae.